Candidula unifasciata is the source of this 882-nucleotide messenger RNA. Lineage: Eukaryota; Metazoa; Mollusca; Gastropoda; Stylommatophora; Geomitridae. The record is from the annotation of a GenBank genome assembly.
AUGAGUCGCCGGGCCAGUCUGCUCGCCAAGCAGGAGAAGAGCAAACCCAGGGUCCGGUUUCCCGAUGAGCUGAUCUUCUUGGACAAUAUCAAGGGCAACGACAUCCAAGCCUGUCACUCCAUGCUCCGACGUGCCAGUGUCCAGCUGGACAUCAAUGGUCUGGACAGCAAUGGUUUGACCCCAAUACACAACGCAGUUCUGGAGGGAAACUUGGCCGCAGUCAAACUGCUGGUACAGCAUGGUGCAGACGUCAACAGGAAGGACUCGGACACCUGGACGCCACUACAUGCUGCUUGCGCUAACGGUGAAGCAGAUAUUGCCAGGUACCUACUGAGUAAAGGCGCCAACAAGGACAUCAAAACCAACGACGGCGAGCGCCCCCUGGACCUGUGUGACGCCAGAGACUUUGCCAUCAUCAGCGUCAUGUUAGAGAGCGACAAGGCCAGGAAAGCGCGCCUCCUCAGCGCCCCUGAGGAAGAACUAGAGUUCGACGUAGAUGAUAAAAAACUUAACGAUAACAGCGAUGAUGAUCACGGCGAUAAGCUGUCAGUCAAACUAAACUCAAUGUCGGACUCUGCUGAUUCAAGUCCUGAAACUCCACACAGAAACCGACUCAAGAAUGACAUCAAGAACGCUAACGCCUACACAAAAUCCUCAACGGCUGGGCUGGUCAAAGCAAUGAGUCAUCUGCAGACUGUCACGGAAGACAGCUCCCCGUCAACACUGUCGCCAAAUACUGUCCGACAGCGUAACACCGCCUCUUCGUUGUCGCCCAAGAGUGCUCACUCUCCCAGCGACACAGCCGUGCCUAGGCCGCCGAAACCCCCAGGGCAGUCCAUCUUAAAGAAGUCGCCACAGCAAUUCAGAGCGGCAACAGAUUAG